GAUGCAACGCUCAUAUCCUUGAAAUUCUGUACUACUACUCUGGUCUGGGGUUAGACCCAUAAUCCCCGCAUUGCAACAGCAGCAAUACACCAUAUCCUCGGUUUCUCGCUACCGAUCUGUGGGGAUCUGGGGUAUGAGUGGCCUUUCAAGAAGCGAAUUGUCAAUACCAAUCAUGUGUACAGCAUCGCGACGGUCGGAAUUCUCGCCGACGGUGGUUUGAUGAUUAGUAGAUAUAAAUAAGAGUGUCUCUGCAGAUCAUUGACUUCAAUUCCUCAGACUAGUCGAUAUUCACCUUUCCCUCAAAAGACAACGACAAGAGAGAAGCAUCAACAAUGGCGAAAAGACUUGGAAAUGCCGAUAUCGUGCAGGGUGAGCAUGAGCAUGACGAGAAGCAAGGGACUGGUGAUGUAGUGCCAACCUCGGCAUUUGCGAGCUUGACGCGUGCUCAAUGCGUGAGGAAGUUCUGGCGACUCUACAUCACUGGAUUGGGUGUCUCCUUGGCGGGAAUGUAUGCUGGGUAUGCUAACUCAGUUAUCGGAAGUAUCAUUGCCAACGAAGGCUUCAUCGAGUUCUUUGCCACCGUCAAAGAUCCACAAACUGGCAAACCAGCUCUCAACUCCCAGCAUAUCUCGCUCUGGGCGGCUUGCUACUUUGUCACCUCCAUUCUGAUCCAGAGUAUUGCUCCAGUGACUGCGGAUAAAUUCGGUCGCAAGUUCAACAUGUGGGGAGUGACGUUCUUCCUGACCCUGUCUAUUGUCAUCCAGGUUAUAGCGCCCAACUGGUGGACUCUUCUUAUUGCUAGGCUCGUGGCUGGCUGUGCAGGCGGUAUGAUGGGAACAUCAGUCAUGGUCUACAUGUCAGAGGUUGCUCUUCCUCAAUUCCGUGGUGCUCUUCUGGGCAGCUUCUCCCUUGCUUUUGCGUUGGGCCAAGUCUUUCUCGCCAUUGCUUUAAAGGUCCUUGAAGAAACGAAUCCAAUGGCAUUCCGUCACAUCUUCUACUCAGAAUUCGUCUUUACUGGUCUUUGGCUUUUCCCUAUGCUUUAUCUUCCUGAAACACCCUCUUGGUAUGCAUCCAAAGGGAGACACGACGAAGGCAAGAAGGCCCUGAAGCGACUUGUCGGUAAUGUCGAAGGCUACGAUAUCGAUCGCGAGUACUCUGUUAUUCAGUAUGAGAUGGACGAGUCCUCAGCAACCGCCAAAUCUGGGAACGAAAACUCAGACUGGAAAGCCCUUUUCACCAGCAAGAUCAACAUGAAGAGGGCCGUUAUCUCGACUCUUCCUUUCACGUUCCAGAACGUUGUUGGAGUUCCCCUGAUGUUUGGCUACACAACAUACUUUUUCCAAUUGGCCGGAGUCAGUGAUCCAUUUCUGGGCAACAUGGUCAAGCAGAUGGUCCUUGUAGUAGGUAUCAUCAUUUCCUUCUACACAGUUGACAAGGUUGGUCGAAGGACGCUCGUCAUCGGUGGUGGUGCAGCCAUGGCUACCAUUUGUCUCAUUGUUGGCGGACUGGGAUUUAUGAAGCAGACCAGCGCUUCAGGAAUAGCAUUAGUUGCAUUGUGUUCUCUUUGGGCUUUCGUGUAUGCAAACACACUCGCUCCUAUCGGCUGGAUCAGUUUGGUCGAGAUAUCGAGUCCAAGCCUGCGUGCAAAGACGACAUCGAUAGCAGUGACAAUCCAAUACGCCACUGGCAUCUUAUUUAACUAUACUGUUCCUCUCAUGCUGUCAAAUCAGAAUGCUGGAUGGGGUCAGAAGAUCGGCCUCUUCUUUGGGGGUAUCACCCUGGUCUACUUAAUCCCCUGCAUUCUGAUGUUCCCUGAAACUAAGGGUCGAACAUACCAUGAGCUGGAUGAACUAUUUGAACGACGCGUGUCUGCUUGGAAAUUUGCAUCCACAAAAACAUCUCAUCAGGAAGAGCUUGAGGCUAAGGGCAGUGGAGAAAAGGUUUGAAUCACCAACAUCUGUGUAUUAAAGGUCAACAGGAUGCGAACGUUGUGGGUGACGAGAUACAUAUUCAGGGUGUGGGGAAUACGCUUACUAGCAUAUCAAUUAUAAAUGUUGAGAAAAUUGUUUAC
Messenger RNA from Fusarium redolens, 2071 nucleotides. RefSeq names its product general substrate transporter. The record is from RefSeq and is a predicted model, not a curated record. Gene Ontology annotation, biological process: transmembrane transport; carbohydrate transport. NCBI's taxonomy places the organism in Eukaryota, Fungi, Ascomycota, Sordariomycetes, Hypocreales, Nectriaceae. Gene Ontology annotation, molecular function: carbohydrate:proton symporter activity. Gene Ontology annotation, cellular component: membrane. The coding region runs from base 333 to 1946 and encodes 537 amino acids. The transcript is spliced from 6 exons.